AUGCCGUCCACACCGGUAGACUGGUCCUCAAUCGCUACGCCAAAAGUACAAUGGCCGCAGACAUCUGAGGACGAGGUUCCCGAGCCGUACCUCGAGACCGGGAUCGAGGGUGUCACGCUUACGCCUCAUCGGAGCGAUAACGCCGACAUUCGCACCAUGAUUAUCAUGUCGAACACGCCCUCUCUUGCCAGGUGGUCUUUCAGGAGGAUGUACCCAUACGAGAAGACCGAUGCUCUGGUGUGGCUGCUGCACCAGAUCCCUCCCGCUGUGCGCGCAACGACGCAACUGCAAGCCGGCCUCCCACUCUCGCCGAAACACUGUCCCUUCAACGUGAUGCGCAAGGACGGGCAGUUCAUCGGCGACUGCGACCUAUUCCACGCCGAGGGCGAGUGGAGACUGGGAUACACCGUGCACCCCGACUACCACAACAAGGGCAUCUGCACCGCCGCCGUCAAGCAGCUCAUUGCCUGGGGACGGGACAAUAUCGGCUUCAAGCAGCUCACUGCCCAUGCCGAAGAGGCGAAUGGGCCCAGUCAGGCUGUACUGAAGAAGCUCGGGUUCAGGAAGGAGGACGUUGAGAGUCAGGAGUGGCCCGAGUACCAUGGCGGCGGACAUCGCGAUGUCGGCAUCUGGCGACUGGAUCUGUAG
Molecule: messenger RNA, 648 nt
Organism: Trichosporon asahii var. asahii CBS 2479
Lineage: Eukaryota; Fungi; Basidiomycota; Tremellomycetes; Trichosporonales; Trichosporonaceae
Exons: 2
Coding region: 1-648 (215 amino acids)
Molecular function (GO): acyltransferase activity, transferring groups other than amino-acyl groups
Source: RefSeq, a predicted model, not a curated record